Messenger RNA from Homarus americanus (American lobster), 2167 nucleotides. RefSeq names its product 2',5'-phosphodiesterase 12-like. The record is from RefSeq and is a predicted model, not a curated record. The transcript has 9 exons. The coding region runs from base 300 to 2138 and encodes 612 amino acids. NCBI's taxonomy places the organism in Eukaryota, Metazoa, Arthropoda, Malacostraca, Decapoda, Nephropidae. Gene Ontology annotation, biological process: nuclear-transcribed mRNA catabolic process, deadenylation-dependent decay. Gene Ontology annotation, cellular component: mitochondrion. Gene Ontology annotation, molecular function: 3'-5'-RNA exonuclease activity.
GCCUUGCCCUGUGAGUAAUUAGUUGUGGCCUCAAGACUGUCACUGGUGUUGAAGGUGAAAAAAGGAAAUUUGACUUAUACAUCAAGAAUUAACAACAUAUCUUUUGAUAGAAACGUUUUAAGGGUUUUAAAAUUUACUUACAGUUUAUAGGUGUUGGCCGAAAUGACAAACCAUUAGCAAUCUCUUAACACUACCUUUAUCCUCUUCGCCACACUAAGUGAUCGUGCAGGUCAAGUGGAAAUAAAGACCUGUUUGAUACUAUAAAUUCACCGAAGAAAGUAUCAAAGAAAUCAAAAUUUAUGAAAAUGAUUUACCAGAAGAGACUAUUAUGUCAGAUCAAAUGGGGUUUGUUUCAACGCUUCAGGUUUAUGACAAAGUUCAGCAGAAUUUGUGAUGAUUCUUCCAAGAAAGUUCUAGUGACUCAUGAAAGUGAAACAUUACCCAUUGGGAUAUCAUUUUGGUAUAGAAAUGAUGAAUUGAAACUUGAUCAGAUCUUCAAUCUCCAACGGUCUCCACAAGAACACUUGACUGAUGUGUUGGAAAAAAUUAGUGGAAAAAUUCAAGGAGCUGUUUAUUACAAAAACAGAAAAAGGGAAAAUUUUGUUAUGGAUGAACUUCCAGUAAAAAUGAUAUCCUUUAAUUAUGAUGAUAAUGCUUGUACCCAGAAUGACCUGACUUGCCAUGAAGCAUUUGUUCUUAACGGCUCAAAGCACAAUUUGGUUAUCGGAGAAGAGCACUAUUGUAUCGACGUUAAUCCUCCCAUCGUUGAAGUGGCAGAGUUUCCUAAGGUCAUUGUGGCAGGAUUUUUAGUUAACCUGAAAAAACUUGAGGUUCUAUUUGCCAACAAGGAAGAUUGUUUUUUUAAGUGGUAUAAGAGUGUAAAAAGGUUUGAUGCUGACAAGGUAUCUCGGAGUAAACGUAUAAUUGAAGACUUAAAAUGGAUUGAGUUAGGAGAAGGAUUCACCUGCACCCCAACAAAAGAAGAUGUUGGAAGGGUAUUGAAGGUUGUUGUGACUCCCUGUGUGGGAGAGCGCAGGGGGGAGGACAUAGAGGUGGUGUCCCCGGUGGUGGUGUCUGCUGGCCCUGAAGAAUGUCCCUUCCAAAAGAGACAACAGUUUACAAAGGAAAUAGUUGGAGACAACAGCCUUCGUGUGAUCUCAUACAAUAUCUUAGCUGAGGUCUAUACAAAUUCAAAUUAUGCUCGGGAAGAAUUAUUCCCAUCGUGUCCAAAGCAUGCACUUAAUAUGGACUAUCGCAAGCUGUUACUUAUUAAAGAAAUCAUUGGUUACAAUGGUGAUCUAAUAUGCUUGCAAGAAGUAGACGAGAAAGUGUUUUUACGUGAUAUUAGGCCAAUUCUAAUGGAUAGAGGCUUUGAUGGUUUCUAUGAUGCAAAAGGAGGGGAAAUUACAGAAGGUCUUGCUAUUUUCUUUCGACGCAGUAAACUAAGAAUGCUAGAGCGAAGACGUGUAGUCCUGAGCGAGGAUCUACAGAACGAGGUGUUGUUUGCUGAUAUCUGGCAAAAUAUACAGAGGAGUCCAGACUUGUUGAAAAAUUUUCUGCAUGUACGCACAAUCUUACAGGUGAAUGUGUUUGAGAGUGUCUGUGACCCCUCCAGAUUAUUGGUGGUUGGUGCCACUCACUUAUACUUUCACCCAGAUGCCAGUCACAUUCGUAUACUACAGGCAGGGAUGUGCCUUAAGAUCUUGCAGCAUGUCAUUACCCAGUAUCAGAUGAAGCAUCCAGACAAAGAGGUUUCACUACUCUUUUGUGGGGACUUCAAUAGCACACCAGAAUCUGCUCUCUACCAGUUCAUGACCACACAACAUGUUGAUAGUGGUAAUGUUGUCUGGAAGAGUAAAUUUGGAGAGUGUGUUGAGGGUAUGUGCUUAAGACAUGAGCUUGAGCUGGCCAGUGCCUGCGGGUGUCCUCCGUAUACCACCUAUACCUCAUCCUUCCACGGUUGUUUAGAUUAUAUAUUUUAUCAAACAAAAGAGUUCACUGUAAAACAGGUGGUACCCAUGCCAACCCUUGAGGAGGUGACCCAGCAUGGUGCUCUGCCAAGCAUCACAUUUCCAUCAGACCACAUACCUCUUAUUGUUGACCUUGAAUUCAGAAAGAGUGGAAAGUCUACAGAAUAAAACGUGUGUGAUAUAUUAAUUUACUGAAA